This is a messenger RNA of Salvia hispanica, 655 nucleotides long. RefSeq names its product autophagy-related protein 8C-like. Lineage: Eukaryota; Viridiplantae; Streptophyta; Magnoliopsida; Lamiales; Lamiaceae. The record is from RefSeq and is a predicted model, not a curated record.
UUUAUCUUUAUUCAUAUCCCCUAUUUUUCGUUGUUUCGAACGCGUCCCAAAUUAUACAGUCAAAACCCUUUAAAGCUUCAAUUACUCUGCUUUGAUUUGUGUGUUUGUUGUUUCGAUUUCUGAUAUUCGCAGUUGGAGAUUUAAAAUUCGAAUCUUGCGAUGGCCAAGAGUUCUUUCAAACUAGAGCACCCUUUGGAGAAAAGACAGGCAGAGUCUGGUCGCAUCAGAGAGAAAUAUCCAGAUAGAAUUCCAGUCAUUGUGGAGAAGGCAGGAAGGAGUGAUGUUCCUGACAUUGAUAAAAAGAAAUAUCUGGUUCCUGCUGAUCUGACCGUGGGACAGUUUGUUUAUGUGGUUCGGAAGAGGAUCAAACUGAGUGCUGAGAAAGCUAUCUUCAUAUUUGUCAACGAUGUACUGCCUCCGACUGCUUCAUUGUUGUCUGCAAUCUAUGACGAGUACAAGGAUGAAGACGGGUUUCUCUACAUGACUUAUAGCGGCGAGAACACGUUUGGCUUUUACAAAGGCCAGUGACCAUCAAUUUCUUUAGCUAGCAUUUCAAUUGUACAUUUCUCUCCGGUUCAUUACUUUUGCCUGCUACCUUCCAUUAGAAACUUACUUGCACAAUAACUUGGCUAAUAAAUCUCUGUUCAUAUCAUCA